This is a messenger RNA of Cololabis saira (Pacific saury), 2025 nucleotides long. RefSeq names its product calcium/calmodulin-dependent protein kinase (CaM kinase) II gamma 2 (gene camk2g2). NCBI's taxonomy places the organism in Eukaryota, Metazoa, Chordata, Actinopteri, Beloniformes, Belonidae. The transcript is spliced from 22 exons. Gene Ontology annotation, cellular component: cytoplasm; neuron projection. The record is from RefSeq and is a predicted model, not a curated record. The coding region runs from base 195 to 1847 and encodes 550 amino acids. Gene Ontology annotation, molecular function: ATP binding; calmodulin binding; calcium/calmodulin-dependent protein kinase activity. Gene Ontology annotation, biological process: protein phosphorylation.
CUAGCAGAUGGAUCUGUGUCGUCCAGCUUCCCCCGCUGCUUCCCUCCCUGCUCGUCCUGCUCUCUCCGAGCCUCUCUGAGCCUCUCUCCCCCUCUCAACCUCCACUUCUCCUCUCCAAACCUGACCGGGGCUGCAGCUGGACUCUGGAGUGCGAGAGUAUUUACCCCCCCGUUCCCCCCUUCACUUCAGUCAGCAUGGCUACAGUUGUAACCUCGACCAGGUUCACAGACGAGUAUCAGCUCUACGAGGAACUGGGAAAGGGUGCCUUCUCUAUCGUUCGGAGAUGUGUCAAGAAGUCCACCGGCCAGGAGUAUGCUGCUAAAAUCAUCAACACAAAAAAGCUGUCGGCUAGAGAUCACCAGAAACUAGAGCGGGAAGCCAGGAUUUGUCGUCUGCUGAAACAUCCAAACAUUGUACGACUACAUGACAGUAUCGCAGAGGAAGGAUUCCAUUACCUCAUCUUUGACCUGGUCACUGGAGGAGAGCUGUUCGAGGACAUUGUUGCUCGAGAGUACUACAGCGAAGCAGAUGCCAGCCACUGCAUCAGUCAGAUCCUGGAGAGCAUCACUCACAUCCACCAACAUGAUAUUGUGCACAGAGACCUCAAGCCAGAGAACCUGCUCUUGGCCAGCAAGAUGAAGGGAGCAGCUGUGAAGCUUGCAGAUUUCGGUCUAGCCAUCGAGGUUCAAGGGGACCAACAGGCAUGGUUUGGUUUUGCUGGAACUCCGGGAUAUCUGUCUCCAGAAGUGUUGAGAAAGGACCCGUACGGCAAGCCAGUGGAUAUAUGGGCAUGUGGUGUGAUCCUGUACAUCUUGUUGGUGGGCUACCCUCCCUUCUGGGAUGAGGACCAACACAAACUGUACCAGCAAAUCAAAGCUGGUGCAUAUGAUUUUCCUUCUCCAGAGUGGGACACUGUGACCCCUGAGGCCAAGAAUCUGAUCAAUCAAAUGUUAACGAUUAACCCUGCCAAAAGAAUCACGGCUGACCAGGCCCUCAAGCAUCCCUGGGUCUGCCAACGCUCCACUGUGGCCUCCAUGAUGCACCGUCAAGAGACUGUGGAAUGUCUGCGCAAGUUCAACGCCAGAAGGAAACUAAAAGGAGCCAUUCUCACAACGAUGCUGGUGUCCAGGAACUUUUCAGUGGGACGGCAGCAUACCAGCCCUGCCGCUACCACCAGCACGGCCUCAAUGGCACAGGAAGCGUGCAAAACCUUACUAAACAAAAAGUCGGACGGUGUUAAGAAAAGGAAGUCCAGCUCGAGUGUUUGUUUGAUGUCACAGGGAAACAACAGUAAAAACAGUGUAGUAAGCAGCAGCACCAAAGACAGCAGCAUAUCCUCCUCAGCACCAAUGGAAGCCCAGACAACUGUUGUACACAACCCAGCUGACGGCACCAAGGGCUCCACAGAGAGCUGUAAUAAUGCAGAAGAGGAGGACAUGAAAGCGCGUAAACAAGAGAUAAUAAAGAUGACCGAGCAGCUGAUUGAAGCCAUCAACAAUGGGGAUUUUGAGGCUUACACGAGAAUCUGUGACCCUGGACUGACUUCUUUUGAGCCAGAAGCUCUUGGAAACCUGGUGGAGGGAAUGGACUUCCACAAGUUCUACUUUGACAAUCUUCUGAGUAAAAACAGUAAACCAGUGCACACCACCAUCCUCAACCCUCACGUUCAUCUAAUCGGGGAAGACGCCGCCUGCAUCGCCUACAUCCGCCUGACACAGUACAUGGACGGCCAGGGCCGGCCGCGCUCCUGCCAGUCAGAGGAGACGCGUGUGUGGCAUCGCCGCGAAGCCAAGUGGCUCAAUGUGCAUUUCCACUGUUCAGGAGCACCGGCUGCACCGCUGCAGUGAACCAACAACCCAGGCCCAGGUUUGCCUGAACUCUUCUUGGAACAUUACUCUCCGUGGUCGGAGUGGACCCUGGAUCCUGGUUGGACAAGGCUGCUCGGGAAAACAUAAAAGUGGAAAAAAUAUAAUACAGUCUUUCAAAAAAAAGGAUAAAGCAAAUAAAUAAAAGUAUAUAUCAAAA